CGACGCAAGCAGCCGCGACGCCAUUUGCUGCUGUCGAGCGUGGGCGCAAGCGGAUCUCGGAAGAACCCAGUCUCCAGACUCUCCGGCGCACGCUACUCGGCCUCCAAGAGCCUGCUUGGUCCCGCGUGCGCUCUUUCGUGUCUCCCAUCGCGCCCCUCUGAAGGAGUCCCCUCCUCCGCCGUUCCCUCUCGGAAAGAAGUCGGAGACUCCGCGAGUCCACCUUCACCGCCAUGCCCAAGAAUAAAGGUAAAGGAGGUAAAAAUAGACGCAGAGGUAAGAAUGAAAAUGAGUCUGAAAAAAGAGAGCUGGUAUUCAAAGAGGAUGGGCAAGAGUAUGCUCAAGUAAUCAAAAUGUUGGGAAAUGGACGAUUAGAAGCAAUGUGUUUCGAUGGUGUAAAGAGGUUAUGUCAUAUCAGAGGGAAAUUGAGAAAAAAGGUUUGGAUAAAUACCUCAGACAUCAUAUUGGUUGGUCUUCGAGACUACCAGGAUAACAAAGCUGAUGUAAUUUUAAAAUACAAUGCAGAUGAAGCUAGAAGUCUGAAGGCUUAUGGCGAGCUUCCGGAGCAUGCUAAAAUCAAUGAAACUGAUACAUUCGGUCCUGGAGAUGAUGAUGAAAUUCAGUUUGAUGACAUUGGAGAUGAUGAUGAGGACAUUGAUGAUAUCUAAAUUGAACACAACACUUUACAUUCCAAUUUUUCGGAAGAUUGUCCUGCAGUUUGGAUUUUGGCCAUAACCCUAAAAGAAGAUUAAAUUUUCAUUAGCAUGAUUGUGAUUUGUUAAGGCAGACUGAUUUGUUUCUAAGGUAUUUGUUUCCUUAAAACUGAUAAUGCUGAAUUAUCUUAAGUGAAACAUUAAGCCCAUUUUGUGCUAUUGAUGUAAUGGAGCUUAUGGAUAGAAGAGCACAUCUAUUUAAAAAAAGAAAAAAGAAAAAAAAAAUACAUUACUGCCUUUCCUACUUUGACCACUUGCAGUAAGUAAAUGGAUGUUUUGAAUAAACCAUUUGCCUUGUACUUGUUAUGAAUUAAAAUUAAGCCCUACUUUUGACUAGCCUGUUGACUAUACAGAAUUUUUCUGUAUAUUCCAGUUACCAAAUGUUCCCUAAAAAUUUUGGAGGCAGAAAUCUGCAUUUGAAGUCAAAACAAUACGCCUGUUUUCUCAUAUUUAAGUAGCAUUUACUUUUACACUAAUUUUGAUAUCUGCAUUCUUUUCAUGAUCUUAUUUUGCCAUCUUAAACAUGGGGGAUGGGGAAUAUUUCUAAAAUGUAGUUUUAGAACCUGGGUUGUAAUAGCAAAUUUUAAUUUGUAAAGGUGGUAGUUACAGAAAUUGAGCACUAGGUGGCACCCAGCUAUCUUAACAUUGGAAAUAUUGGUAGGUUCCCCCCCCCUCAUUACUGUGCAUAGGAAAUUUCCUAAACAGGAAAAGAUUGUUUUGAUCAUAUGUAUGUAGAAUAUUUUUGCAGAACAGAAAGAUUAUGUUAAAAGUGUUAUUUUAUUUUUAGAAGUCAUGUACAAGCUACAUUUUGAAUGCUUUAUUAACACUUAAAAUAUAUAAAUGAAGAUUUAAAUUCAUAACAACUUGUACAACUUAAGCCUUUUCAACCUAUCCCUAACCUGGGGAAAUAAGAAGGAAAAAUCACAAACUUAAUGAAAACAUGGUCUCCAGUUUCUGAAUGGAAGAGCUACAGCUAAAAAAUAUAAUAAAGAAAACAUCAUGCUGCAGAGUAUAUUAUAUCUUGGUUUGUAUUAAGGAUGUAUUUUAUUAUGUGGAAAGUUUCCUUUGCUUGUGUUAGGAGUGUAGGUAUGCCUUUAGUUUUUCAUUGUCAAUUCUUCAAACCUCACUAGCCACAUUGUAAUCAUAAUACCAUUUUAAAACAGAUCUAUUUAUGUUGCUUGUUGAACUUCUAUUCCAUUGGUCUCCAAAGAUUUUUUUUCAGUGAUGAAAAGUAAUACACAUGGUAAUGAACCUUCAUAUGGCUUAAAAAAAACAAGCAGAGCUUCUCUAAUCCCACUCAAUUAUAAUUUACUUUCCUAAGUGUAAAAACUGAAUUUAAAAUCUGAGGUACCAUAAAACACUAUUAGAACAGUAUAGAGUGCCUCACUGUGGUUUAUGUUUCUUAUUCUAUGGAGUUUCUGAACAUUUAUCUGGGUGGAAUGCAUCUGAGACCAGGGGCUGAUUUUUAGUAUUCAUAAGAAACCAGCCUUGGAGAGUUUUAGUGAUUGUCUUCAUCAGUAAUCAAAAUAUGAGAUAUUUAGGUUUCUAUACCUAAAAGUGUUUUGCUAAAUUUAUAUUGUACCUUAGAUCUUCCAUGUAAUUUUACCAAGACUGAACUCUGCAUUUGUAAUAUAGUUCCUGGUAGGGAUAGUACAACUCAAAAAAUUUAGUUUACUUUCUACUUACAUCCUCUAACAAAUAUGAUUUCUUUAAAGAGUUUUUAAAAAUUACAGCUAUGUCCCCAAUUCAUGUAUUUACUGAUGGUAUAUUUUUUCAUGCUUGGGUAGUAACAGCCCAGUAUAUUGCUGUUGCCUCCUGAAAAAAUGUGGAAUGAUAAUGAUUAAAUAUUUGAGCUAAGGUUAUAUCUCAUGCAGUGCUACUUGGAGGAAUUCUAUGAUGUGAAAACUAUAAUUUUAUUGAUCUGAUUUUACUUCAAAUAAGGCAUGGGAGUGAGUGGUCCUCAAAACUCUUGGUUUUUUUUUGGGGGGGGGUUAUACUCUUUGAUUCCCAUAUUACAAUGCUAUAAGCAAUGCCCAGAAAGAAAAAUAAAAGGCUUAAAAUCUAAGAAUAAUGCUUCUUAAUGCUAAGAGGGUAUAAUAGUUAUUACUAAUCAAUUUGAGAAGGUUUCAUUUUUCAUGCAGUUUAUUCUACUUCCAGUUAAGAGUAUAUACAUAUCAUGUUACUAAAGUGGCUGAAUAACCAAACCAAGCAUUCAUGUAAAAAGUUGUGCAAAGAUUUAGUUGUUUGUUGAAUCUUUCUUGAACAUCCAGCUUUUAAAAAGACCACUUAUUUAGGAGCCUGUACACUAUGCAUGAUGACAAUUUUUAUAUUUUAUUGAAAAACAGCCAUUGAUUUAUUCAUUGCAUCUAUGGAAUCAUGGCUGAAAAACUGUCUGGCUUGUAAUUAAACUAAAUUUCAUCUAUCUUACAUAACCAUUAACUUAUGAUAUUGAAUAACAUCUUUAAUAGCUAUAAACUGCUGUCAUUGUUGACUUCAGAGUGACUCUGAAUAAAUAGGUAAAAGCAUGUUUUGAAUAAAAUACCUAGCUAGAUUUCUAUUCGAUUCAUAUUGUGUGCAGAUAUAUCGACAUCCAGUAUUGGCUGUGGCUUGACAGUUAAAGUAUCAGAAUGAAAAUGAGGUUCUUUAUGUUACCUGUAUGUUUAUCUUUUUCCUACUUAGUAAGGGUAAGUUUCAUUUAUUCUGUUAACUUUUCCAUGAACUUUCCAUGAUCUUUUUCAUACCACUUUUUUUGUUUGGGUUUACCUUAAACUAUCAUCCUUUUUUUCCUUCCUAUUCAGAAAACAACAAAAUCCGAAUUCUUAGUAUAAGUGUGAAGAGAUAUUAGACUCUCAGGUAUAGAAUAAACAGCAAUUCAGAGAGUAUAUUGGAAUUUGCCCACCCACCUGCUUAUUCCUUGUGAGGCAAUGUGCUAGGAAGAAAAGCACAGAAGGCCUGGGAUCAGGUGGCCUGUACCUAAAACCUCCACUGCUCUGAACCACAGGUAACCAUGGGUGCCUUUUCCAGCUUCUCUUAGCUUCAGGCUCCUUACCUGUAAGAUAGGGAUGAUGAGAAUAGUACCUGUCUCUCUGAAUUGUCGGGAGGAUUAAUAACAUAGAUCUUUAUAUGUGUAAUGCACUGAGAGCAGUGUCUGCCUCUUUUCACUUUGAUACCCAGGACUGUGUAAGAUAGAAGAUGCAUGUCUUUUAUGUUCUCUACCAUAUCUUUUGCUUGCAGUCUUUGAUUACUAUGAUAGAAAGAACAUGUAGAGUAUAUAUUUGUAUAUUUAUGUGGACACGAUAUUUAAAGUAAUUGCUACCAACCUUAUUUAAUUCAGCAUAAGACUAAAAGAUGAAAGACUCAAAGUUGCUUGAUAUUUUAUAGAAUAACAACUGCUCUAUAUUUCUUUAGAGAAAGUUUAUAGUUACCAAUAUUCAUGGCUCUGGUGAUAUUUCAUUUUUAAGUCUUUGGUGAGUCCUUUUAUGUCCUUUUACUAUAGAUUCAUGACAACUAAUUAGUACUGGCUGGUUUGGAGGUUUCCUUUCCCAUCAUGUGGAAUACUGUAAAGAAAUCAGAUGCAAACUGCAAUUAGAAAAUAAAAUAUGAAUCAACUUCCA
This is a messenger RNA of Ictidomys tridecemlineatus (thirteen-lined ground squirrel), 4324 nucleotides long. RefSeq names its product eukaryotic translation initiation factor 1A X-linked (gene Eif1ax). Lineage: Eukaryota; Metazoa; Chordata; Mammalia; Rodentia; Sciuridae. Gene Ontology annotation, biological process: translational initiation. The record is from RefSeq and is a predicted model, not a curated record. Gene Ontology annotation, molecular function: RNA binding; translation initiation factor activity.